This is a messenger RNA of Leptomonas pyrrhocoris, 1566 nucleotides long. Its product is annotated as galactokinase-like protein. Gene Ontology annotation, cellular component: cytosol; cytoplasm. The coding region runs from base 142 to 1566 and encodes 474 amino acids. Lineage: Eukaryota; Euglenozoa; Kinetoplastea; Trypanosomatida; Trypanosomatidae. Gene Ontology annotation, molecular function: galactokinase activity; ATP binding. The transcript has a single exon. Gene Ontology annotation, biological process: carbohydrate phosphorylation; galactose metabolic process. The record is from RefSeq and is a predicted model, not a curated record.
GUGCUUUACAAAAACACUCCUACCCUAUUCAUCGCUAACGUUUUUUUUGUUAUUAUUUUUAUUGUCUGUACUACUUACUUUCUUCUUCCGUUUUUCGUUCUCUCCACUUUCUACGCCGUCCAGCAAAGCGAUACGAACACCAUGCCGGCAGAGAGCUACUCGGAUGAGAGGCUUGACAGCACCAUUGCGGAGCUGGAGCCGGUCUUCCGCAAGGAGUUUCAGGUCGAGAACGACGCGGAUGUGGAGUGGCUUCUCUUCACCUUCGCCCCCGGUCGCAUCAAUCUCAUUGGGGAACAUGUGGACUACAUGGAGGGCUGGGUCUGCCCCGCGGCGGUGCUGGAGGGCACCCACAUCCUCGUCGGCCGUGUGCGGCACCUGAAGAAGGAGGCGAAGCCAAAGCUGCGCUUCUACGCCACCUACAACAAGGAGCAUUACGACAUGGACUCCAUCGGCGGUAGCAGGCACAACAAGGCGUGGACGACGUUCGUGCGGGGUGCGGUGACGCUGCGGCUGCAGCGCCUCGGCGUCGAUAUCGACCACCCGUCCCUGCGCGGCGUGUGCAUGGUGGUGCACGGCACUCUCGCCAUGGGUGCCGGCAUGAGUGCCUCCGCUGCCUUCGGUGUGGCCCUCAUUCACGCCGUGAACGCGCUCGUGACGAAGAACUACGAGCAGUGUCCUCCUUCGAACGAUCGCCGCUACGCGGUGAUGCCGGCGCUGCCCCAGCAGGACCUCGUCGAACUGGCGAAGGAGGCUCGCCGUAUUGAGACGGAGUACUGCGGCGUGAACGUCGGCAUCAUGGACCAGUUCAUCUCUGCCCUAGCAGAGACCGACAAGUUCAUGUUCCUCGACUGCAAGGAGCUCACCUUUCAAUCGAUUGAGCUGACGCCGUUGCUGAACAACGGAGAGUAUUGUUGGAUGCUGAUCGACUCGAUGAUCAAGCACGACCUUCUUGGUGGAACCGCCUCCACCUACAACGCCGUCCGCAGUGAUCAGGAGAAUUCGCAGAAGAAAAUCGGCGAGCGCCGCUUCCCCGGUAAGCCGUACUCCUUCUCGCGCAUGGUGCGCAACCCAGCUGAGUACAACUUCGACGGCGAUGUGGAGAAGUUCAUGGCGGAGUUCAAGCCCAUCAUGACGCCCGGCGAGUUCGAGCGUGGAAGCUACCAGCUAAUGGAGCAGCUGCGCACCCUGGAGUUCCGCAAGAUCAACGACCCGCAACUGCCUCUCUCCCACAAGGAGCGGGUGAAGGCGGCGGGCACAAUCCUCAACGCCGGCCACGCGGGCAUGCGGGAUCUCAUGAAGAUCACCACCCCGGAGCUGGACUACAUUCAAGAGCUGAUCAACGAGGACAAGGACGUCGCUGGCGGUCGCAUGAUGGGUGGCGGCUUUGGUGGGUGCAUCAUUCUGCUUCUCCGUACCAGCGCACAAGAACGCGUGAAGGCGCGCGUGCGGGAACACUUCAAGGCACGCUUCAAAGUGGAGAACACCUGCUACUCGGUUGAGCGCGUCGGCUGCGGCUCCUUUGUGGUGUCACUCGAGCGGAAGCACAAGGAGGCGGCCAAGAUGUAG